Molecule: messenger RNA, 1758 nt
Organism: Mercurialis annua (annual mercury)
Lineage: Eukaryota; Viridiplantae; Streptophyta; Magnoliopsida; Malpighiales; Euphorbiaceae
Product: probable aminotransferase TAT2
Exons: 7
Coding region: 241-1485 (414 amino acids)
Biological process (GO): amino acid metabolic process; biosynthetic process
Molecular function (GO): pyridoxal phosphate binding; transaminase activity
Source: RefSeq, a predicted model, not a curated record
UUAAUUGAAGUGUUUUUUUCGUUCUAUUUUUUGCUAUUUUGGACUUAUAAGUAGCGUACUUACAAAAACCACUAUUAUAAUUGAAUUUGUUUUCAUGCAGAGAGACAGACAUUAGAGGGAAACCUUGAACGUGUGGCUUAAACUCUUACGCAUGUAACUCAUCUCAGAUCUACAAAGCCACCAUUAAACCAAGUUUUUAACUCUGUUUUUAUAUUUUUUAAUUUUGUUUGAGUGAUCAGAAUGGAGAAGAACAGUGAAAUAAUGAGUGAAUUUGAGGCACCAAAGAACAUAACCAUCAAAGGCAUUUUGAGCCUGUUAAUGGAGAGUAUUGAUGAGGAAGAUGAUAAAAGUGUAAUUUCACUUGGGAUUGGUGACCCUUCUGCUUACUCUUGUUUUCGUACUACUCCUGUUGCUCAGCAGGCUGUUAUUCAUGCUCUGCAGUCUGAUAAUUUUAAUGGCUAUGCUCCCACUGUUGGCCUUCCUCAAACUAGAAGGGCAGUUGCAGAUUACCUAUCUGGUGAUCUUCCUUACAAGUUAACAGCUGAUGAUGUUUUCAUUACAUCUGGUUGCACGCAAGCCAUCGAUGUUGCUUUGUCGAUGCUUGCUCGUCCUGGUGCGAAUAUCUUGUUUCCAAGGCCAUGCUUCCCUAUUUAUGAACUUUGUGCCGCAUUCAGGGGUCUUGAAGUUCGGCACUUUAAUCUUCUCCCAGAGAAAGGUUGGGUGGUUGAUAUUGAUGCUGUUAAAGCGCUUGCCGAUCAUAAUACUGUUGGAAUGGUUAUCAUAAAUCCUGGAAAUCCUUGCGGAAAUGUAUACUCUUACCAACAUUUAAAAGAGAUAGCGGAAACAGCUGAAGAGCUUAAAAUUCCUGUUAUUGCUGAUGAAGUUUACGGGCACCUUGCUUUUGGUAAUAAUCCGUUUGUACCGAUGGGAGUUUUUGGAUAUAUCGCUCCUGUUCUGACUCUGGGUUCUAUAUCAAAGAGAUGGAUAGUACCUGGAUGGCGGCUUGGUUGGUUUGUUACGACUGAUCCAUCUGGAAUGUUCCGGAAUCCCAAGAUGAUUGAGCGCAUUAAGAAGUACUUUGACAUUCUGGGAGGACCAGCGACUUUCAUUCAGGCAGCUGUACCUUCUAUUCUCGAGCGAACCGAUCAAGCUUUCUACAAGAAAACCCUCAAUAUUUUGAAGCAAUCUUCCGAGAUUUGUUACGAAAAGGUUACAGAGAUCCCUUGCGUCACUUGCCCGCACAAGCCUCAAGGAUCUAUGGCUGUAAUGAUAAAACUGAAUCUUUCUCUAUUAGAUGAUAUAUCUGAUGAUAUUGAUUUCUGCUUCAAAUUGGCGAAAGAGGAAUCUGUUAUCAUUCUUCCGGGAACUGCAGUGGGGCUAAAGAAUUGGUUGCGCAUAACAUUUGCGGUUGAUCCAGUAUCGCUUGAAGAAGCUCUAGGAAGGUUACAAUCUUUCUGCGAAAGGCACAUCAAGCGCAUAUACUAAAUUUCUACAUCAUCAAAUUCCGCUAGCAGUCUAAGCGAUUUAUCAAUCGUUGCAUUCCUAUUUCGACAGCAAUCAGAUAGAAAAUUUAGACCGUUAAACAUGGAUCCUAACCGGACACUGGCAGACAAGCACACAGAACAACUAGUUCACACAGUUUUUUUUUCUUUUUCUUAUGUUUACUGAUAGAACAUUUUUCAUCUGUUUUCUAAUAAAGCAAGUCUGUUCCGAACAUUGGAAGAUAUAUAAAUAAAACCUAAUGCAUGCUUUAAAGAA